UGCACAUGGAGGGGCUCACAGCAUAUAGCAUCAUCUUCCUCGCAUACAACCGCCCUUUCCCUGGGAAACAAUGAGGCAGGCUUGAGAUAUUGGAUAUCUGAUAAACGGGAGCUGUUCCUGGGCUGUCAGAUCGGGGGCACCCAGCAACGACGCACAGAGCAUGCGGAAAAAAUGUGAGCGCUCGUCUCCUCCUCCUCUUCAGCCAGCCCCUCUUCAGUCAAGAGGUGUUGUCGUGGUGGGACGGCGUUUUGCCAGGAGUAAAGGGACAGUUUUACUGCAAUGCUUUCUCCAUAGCUCCGAUUGAGAGCAAGUUACCCGGGAGAAAGGGUGUUGCCUCGCUUUUGCCUGGCCGCACUAGCAACGUCCUUGCGCGUUUGCUUAUUUGAAAUUGGACCGAGCCAAUUGAGGACGUCGAGGCAGGUGUGCGGUGUCAUUCGGAAUUGUUCUUGGUAGACGCUGUCCAUUUUCCCGUCUCAUAUCAGAUUUGUAUGGACUUUAAUUCCGGUCAAGCAGGCUCCUGUCGACUAGGUUGAUACAGUAUUUUGUUGCAGAGCGAAUUUCUUCAGAUGUCUCCGCGUUCGCUUUGAGGAACGGACAGACUAGACUCUGGAUUUAAAGUCUGAGGUGGAGUGUGGAAUUGUGAUCGCCGAUGUCCGUCUGACCCAAAUAAGUCUCCCUGCUUUUUGAUUUUUAUGACGGAAAGUGUACCCAGCGACGGUAGAACUGUUAGGAGAACUCUUCAACAUGAAUACAGAUAGCGGAGGACACACUCGCAAAAGCACCGCCUUGCUAGUCACCCGCUCCCACAUGAAGCGGGUCCAGAGUGUCCCGAAUCUGGCUACAGGGAGCGAGUCUCACUCGUCAGAUUCAGAUGCUUGGAGGUCACGCAGCACCGAUGGACUAAGGAACUGCGACGACAUCACUUCCUCCUUGGCCGCCAAGGGCUUCCGCAGCGUCAGGCCCAACCUGCAAGACAAGAGGUCCCCCACACAGGCUGUCAAUCAGCUCCCCCUCCCGCCCCCUAGGAGAGAGAGCUACCCCUCCCCCGCCACAGGCGCUAUCCCCCCCUCCUACAGCUCCCUCCUAGCCAAGACCCUGGGACACGGGAUGCUAGCCCUCUCCAACGAGAAGGCCGUCCUCAAAGAGUCUUACACAGUCAAGAGCACGUCUUCUUACUCCCACCACCAGAGCACAACCACCACUUCUGUACCCCAACCCCAAUCUGAGCCAGAACCCAACCCCGUCCACAGUGUCACCAGCAAGAUCAAAGCCUCCACUGCUACUUCCUCCACCACCACCCAGCUUCAGGCUGCAGAGCGCAAGGUGUCCUCCCUCAGACUCACCCCCGUCACCAUCCCUGAUCCCCCCUCCCACCACCCCGUCCCCCAGCCCGAGGCUCUCACCACCUCCCCUCCUCCCUCUAACCUUCCCCCCCAUAGAGACUCCUCCAUCGGCUCCCAAAGCCAUCACACAGCCUCUCUCUCCGUCCAGAUGGCCCCGCGGAGCCCCAAACCACUGGGCUCCAAGGCCCCCACCCUGGAGCCCAAGGCCCCAGCCCCAGCUUCUGACCCUGGGGAGGCCAGGAAGGUGAAAGGCCCCCCUCCAGUUCCACCUCGACUGGCUGAAGCGAAUGUACUGGGCUCGCCUCCUCACCCCUGCUCCCCCGACCACAGCGCCCGGCGCUCCCCUUACAACCGCCACAGCGCCGACUCACUGGACUACCUGGCGGGCCUCAAAGCCCUGUUGCCCACUCCGUACGUCCCGUCCCCAUAUGCCACCUUGGAGCGCGGCGGGGGGGACCAAAUGGACAAAAUUGGCGUAGUCGGCGGUGUUAGCAUUAGCAUGGUUAGUGCUGGUGGAGGUAUGGGGGGCAGGUCACCCUCGCUCUCCCCCGUGACCGUGUCAGCGCUCAGCCAGUAUUCGUCCUCCACGGCGGGCCUCCUGGAGGAGCUCCAGAUCUGCAGCCUGGACUCCCCCGGCGUGUCUCCCUCACCCUCGCCCACCCUCAGCCACAUGUCGUCCACCACGGGCCCCGACGAGGCGCCGCCGCUAACCUCCGCCGCUGCUGCCACUAACAGCCAAGCUAUUCAAGUGGCAAUGAAUGGAGGUGCGCCCCACCCCCAGAGACCGUCCUCACCCCCGGCCUACCCCCCUCUCCCCGCCUCGUUCAGCCCAGGAGGGGUUCACGUGCAGAGUCGGAACGCAGAAGGUUCAGAGUCGGUGAUGUCGGGCCACACCAGCAUGAGCAGCACGGUGCCCAUCGCCCGCUUUUCAGAGGAGGAGAAGAGGGUGUCGGUCAUCAAGGCGCCCCACUACGAGGGCAUCGGCCCCGUGGAUGACACGGGCAUCCCCAUCGCCAUUCGCACGACGGUGGAUAGGCCGAAGGACUGGUACAAGACCAUGUUCAAGCAGAUCCACAUGGUUCACAAAGCAGAUGACGACUAUGCCGACGGGCGCAACGCCACAUACACUGUCAUCGGUGACAGCGACACACAUGGUCAGUCCUCCAACCCCACCAUGGCGUACCCUCCCCCCAGGACACAAACGUACCGGCCCCUGGCCAAGAGCCCGUCGGGCAGCGGAAGCCCCGGGACCUUUAGGGAGCCCUCCCCCGUGCCUCCGCCACCCCCGCCCAUGCCCUCCCUCCUCCAGCUGAGGUCCAGAGACAGCGACCGGGAGCGAGACUCUCCCGACACCAUCAGGAAUCAGUGGGGCCCUCCGGAUAGGAAAGUGGACACUAGAAAGUACCGCGCUGAACCCCGGAGUAUCUUUGAGUACGAGCCUGGGAAAUCAUCCGCUCUGGAGCAGGAGAGGCCGACCUAUAAGCUAAACCCAGAUGACAUAGAUUUAGAGAACGAGCCUUGGUAUAAGUUCUUCUCCGAGCUGGAGUUCGGCCGUCCGCCUCCUAAAAAACGGCUGGAUUAUAAUCCAGACAUCUGCUCUGGCCGACUCACCGAGACGUCGCUGUACUUCACUCCCACUGCUGACCGGGUUCCAGAGAGGCCGGCGAGUGCUGCUAGUGACUACAGGAAGAGGAGGAAGUCGGAGCCUUCGGGUGACCAGGGCAAGAACCAGGUCUCCCCAAAACAACUGGACCCUUACAGAGGCAGCAGCACACUGAGGAAACCAGCCACACGCUCCUCCCCCUCCUCCCCCUCCAGAGCCAAAGAGCAGGAUGCCUCCAGGGGGUACAGCACAACCACCAGCGACGGGGGAGGGGGGCAGACCAGACGAGCCACCCCAGACAGAGAGGUCUCCCAUAAGCAGAUGACCCAACUCAUUCUCUUCUCUCUCCUCCAUCAGAAACAGCCUGCCAGAGCAAUAUAUGACUUUAAGGCACAGACUGCUAAAGAGCUGACGUUCAAGAAGGGCGACGCGGUCAACAUCAUCAGACAGAUCGACAGCAACUGGUACGAGGGGGAGCACCGCGGACGACUGGGCAUCUUCCCCAUCUCCUACAUAGAGAAGAUGCUGUUGCCAGAGAAACAGCAGCAGCCGAUUAGGCCUCCUCCACCAGCACACGUCAAAAAGAUCGGGGAGGGGGUGGCCCGUUACAACUUCAACGCUGACACUAACGUGGAACUGUCGCUCCGCAAGGGUGAGCGGGUAGUCUUGCUGAGACAGGUGGACCAGAACUGGUACGAGGGGAAGAUCCCAGACACCAACAAGCAGGGCAUCUUCCCCGUGGCCUACAUAGACAUCGUCAAACGCUCGCCAUCCAAGAGCCCCGCCCCCUCCCACCACCCAGACCCACACGGCUACCCCAGCAACAGGACACCGGGCUCCACGCCCGCCAAGAGGUUUGUGCAGGAUUCGCUCCAUGGUGGAGGAGACCUGUUCCAGGCCCUGUACAACUAUCUGCCCCGUAACGAGGACGAGCUGGAGCUGAAGGAGGGGGACAUCGUGGACGUCAUGGAGAAGUGCGACGACGGCUGGUUUGUCGGGACUUCUCGACGGAGCAAGCAGUUUGGAACCUUUCCAGGAAACUACGUCAAGAAACUGUAAUGAUGAAUCCGGUCCACCCCCGCACCCUCCUUACUUGGACCCUUCCAUCUCUAGCACAACCCAUAUUGGACACAACCAACCCGGAGUAAAGUUGCCCCCAGACACUGAUUUGGGUCACUUUCCCCACCAAAGGUUAAUUAAGGUUAAGAUUGGGGGAGGUGGAGCUGACCCUAGGAUGACCCCACUAUGUCAGGUCAUCCAAGAAGCCUUGCUCAAGCAUGUGCGACAACGUCAUAAAAAAAUAUUUUGUUUUAGCUCUAACUAGCCAACUCUAAAGGAGACUAUUCCACUAAUUAAACGAUUAUUUUCUAAAUGAUCAAGAAGCGGUAGAAGAAGAUCCAUACUUUUGAAUUCCUUUCACCUCAGAUACUGAAGGAAGGGUAGCCAAACAAGAUGGCCACCUUUAAAUGUUGACAUCUGCUUUUAUUUGAUUUAUUAGAUAUAUUUUAACCCAGUAAUGUAAUAACUUGCAUUGAUAAGUUGAUUGUGUAACAUUCAGAAAGGUCAAAUAUGGUAAAGAUAGAGUUAGAGAUGCCAAGUAAACUGCCACUCAGGAUUGCCUUGACGUCAUCGUGUCAGCCAUCUUGGUUUUGGACAUGUUUUUUCCCCCUUUUUCCUCAGUGUUAAAUCGAGAACCCCCUCCCCCCUCCCCCUAAGUGUAUUAUCUGUAAUAGGGGGGCUGGUUGGUAUUUUCAGAGCAGUAUAGGACAUUGCAACACAUUUCAAAGUUUAAUCCUUUGGCAAAUGCUCUUAUCCACAGCAGCGUUCAAUAAGCAACAUGAAACAACCCCAGCGUUGUUAGUAAAAAAUCUUCUUCAGAAAUGUUAUACACCAACACAGGAACACUCACCUAUUUCCCCUAGUGAAAAUGAUGACGCACGAUACCCCAAAGUGUUGCUGGAUACCACGGGAUAGGGUAAGAUAUGUUUGGAGGCAAAUGCAUUGAUAUUGAAAGCAUAUAAAUACAUUUGCAGAGCCUUCUAUUUGCACCGGAAGGCUCUGGAUAUCUGCCCUCUAUGGGCCUACAGUCAAUUCCAGUUUCUCAUUUUAUAGUGUUUGCAAACUCUUGUAUGGGCGAGUUAUUUCAAAUGUGGAAGUGGCAAUCGUCGAUAUUUUAUUUUUUAGCCCUUCUGUUUGAACAAUUACAGUACAUUUUGUACUUUAGAUGGGAAAUAAUAUUUAUAGAUUUGGGAUUUUAUUGAUCGAUGGACUUGGCGGUUUAUCCUUUUUCUCACUUGAAAUGUAUGAGUACACUACGGAUUUUACAAGUGAGAGCUAGAUUGGAUUGUCGAUAGGGCUUUGGGAGUUUGAUACCGUUGGAAAAACAUAUUCAAAAGCAACCCGUUUUCCCACUUUUCUUGUAUGUGAAGAUAUUUAUAGUGGGAAAAGUAUUGAAUAUUGAUAGGACGUCAUUUAGAUGUCUCCGUCCAUAAAUAUAACUUUGGAUAGAGCAACAUAAGUUUCUCAGCUUACUUUGUGUACUUUCUUCUAGUUGAAGUGGCCUAAGGUAAAGUGUGCUUUUGGCUCAUUUCAACCACAGCAAAAUCCCCUUGCCAUGUUUAAGAUAACGAGACAAUAGCCUACAUUUGUUCCCAGUCAAGUCUGACAUUUACUUUUGUCAAUAUACAACAAACCUUCAGGUGUCAAUAACACACGCCUCCUUUUUGAAAUGGUGUUAUUUUAUUCUAUGACGAGGUUUUCUUUAAGAUCGCUGUUGAAUCCUGUAUUAGGAAUGACAUUCAUUGCCUUUGUCCAAAUGGGAUGUUUUACUUCACUCUAAAUGAAUAUAAUGAGAGAAGCGGCGUAAUUUGAAUUAUACAGUUAUCUUCCUGGCGUUGUUUUUUUCUCUAGAUCAUUCUGACGGCGACCUUUUUACUGUCCGGAAUGAAUGAAACGAUUAGUGUCAAUGCAAUAGCUUGUUACAAUGUAUUUGAAUAACAUUUGUUAGGCAUACUUUUUGUGUUCAAUGAAUGUGAUUUUAAGAAUUUAUUUUGCCUUUUUUUUUCGUGUGUAAAUGAGUAUGUAUUCACAUAGGAAGGACACUGGGGUCAGAACAAUUGUUUAAGCACCUUAAUAUGUAAUUACUUUAUUUUUGGUUUCUGUCUUUGGUUGCUUUUGUUCUCGUUUAUUUUUCUCACCACCCCCUUUUCAUUCACUCUUCCCUGGGUCGUGUUCAUUAGGGACCAAACAGAAGAAAGCUGACUACCUGGACAUGUCAAAUAACAAAUGCAAAUGUUCGUGUUCUGUUGCAAACGUUUCCCGUUGCUAUCCCUAAUGAACACUACCCUGGCAUGUGAGAGCACUGCGUGUCUGUUGGUGCUGUUUUUUGUACGUCUUUUGUAUGGAGCUGUAAAUCGAUGACAUGAUCCACUGCUUUAUAAACUCUUAUUUUCUCACCCAC
Oncorhynchus keta (chum salmon) is the source of this 6406-nucleotide messenger RNA. RefSeq names its product sorbin and SH3 domain-containing protein 2-like. The transcript has 26 exons. Gene Ontology annotation, cellular component: plasma membrane. The coding region runs from base 745 to 4005 and encodes 1086 amino acids. The record is from RefSeq and is a predicted model, not a curated record. Gene Ontology annotation, molecular function: protein binding. Lineage: Eukaryota; Metazoa; Chordata; Actinopteri; Salmoniformes; Salmonidae.